Messenger RNA from Panicum virgatum (switchgrass), 1278 nucleotides. Its product is annotated as prosaposin-like. NCBI's taxonomy places the organism in Eukaryota, Viridiplantae, Streptophyta, Magnoliopsida, Poales, Poaceae. Gene Ontology annotation, biological process: lipid metabolic process. The transcript is spliced from 6 exons. The record is from RefSeq and is a predicted model, not a curated record. Bases 282 to 956 code for a protein of 224 amino acids.
UGAGCAGUGCCGCUGGUUCCGUCAGCUAGAGGCCCUUUGGCGACGCUGCGGUCACUCGGGAGAGCCGGCGGAGAGCAGCGGCGGACACAUCCAGCUAGUCAACGCCCCGCUCUGUCUCCGUGUCUCAUCUCGAAUCCACAUCUCCUCUGCGUUCUGGCUCUUCUUGCUCCACUUCCCUCUCCGUAUCGGCGGUCGCCCGUGGGCGGAGGCUACCUGCCAGCCCUCGGCUGCCAUCGGCCCCGGGCAUUCCAAAGGUUUCUAUUGUAGACGCACGAGACAAUAUGGGCAAAAGAGUUCAAGUUAUUUUCGUCGCCAGUCUUGUGCUUUCAUGCACAAUAAGCUUGGCUUUGGAUGAUGAUGCUACUAUAAAGGCUCCUAAUGUCAGCAAAGUAUCUCUGGCAAUGAAGGAAAACUCGCAAUUAUGCCAACUUUGUGAGCAGUUCACCACAGAAGCCCUCUUCUAUCUUAAUGAAAAUGAGACCAAGACCGAAAUCAUUGAUACACUGCACCAAGCUUGUUCAAAGUUUCCUUCUUUUAAGCUGGAGUGCACAAGGUUGGUGGAUUAUUAUGCCCCUCUUUUCUUCACAAAAAUUGUUUCUUUAAGCCCUGAAGACUUUUGCGUAUCAAUAAGUUUUUGUGUGGAAGCAAAAUUCAUUCGUCUCCCAAUACAUGAGGAUGCUUGCACCCUUUGCCAUGAGGUUGUCGAUGAGAUUGUUACUAAUCUUGAAGAUCCAGACAUGGAGCUUAAGAUAAUCGAGAUACUUCUGAAAGGAUGCAACAAUGCAGAGAAUUUCGUACAAAAGUGCAAGAGGUUAAUCAUCCAAAAUGCACCAAUCAUCAUGGAACAUAUCAAGAAGUUCCUCGAGAAGAGGGAUUUCUGCGAUUCUAUUCAUGUCUGUGGAAGUAAAACUGUUCAUGCUGGAGCACAAGUCCUCAGAAGCCUUUCUUCAGCCUGAAGUCCUGAGCUUUUCUGAACGGAUUGGUUCACGCAGCAAAUGAGUGGUCUACAUGUAAAAAGAUGUUCGAGCACUGUAAAUCCUGGGCAAUAAAGACACUACAGAAUUGGUUUUGUACAUCAGUACAUGUAAAAAGGGAAACCAAUCUUCUGUGUAAACAUAGAAACCUCCGCGUGAUAGUUGUGCCACAUAUUUAGUACAUGGAUCAUGAGCAGGAUUGUAUAUUUAUGUAUCAUUGUACGUAAGCGAUCAUACUGCUUCAAGCCUUGAUGUACAAUAAUGAUAGUGGAACUGUGAUUAUCAGAGCACAAUUAUACACCCU